This is a messenger RNA of Cercocebus atys (sooty mangabey), 3214 nucleotides long. It is a transcript of the gene VTA1, whose product is annotated as vesicle (multivesicular body) trafficking 1. Gene Ontology annotation, biological process: late endosome to vacuole transport via multivesicular body sorting pathway. The record is from RefSeq and is a predicted model, not a curated record. Lineage: Eukaryota; Metazoa; Chordata; Mammalia; Primates; Cercopithecidae. Gene Ontology annotation, cellular component: multivesicular body.
CUUGACGACGCUGAGCAACGGAAGAGCGGGCAGGAUUUGCUCUGAACGCUCGUGCGCGCUACCGCCCAGGCGGAAGCGGAAGUGUCGGUGGCGCGCGAGUAGGAAGUGGUGAGUUCUGAGUAGAGAUGGCUGCGCUUGCAUCGCUGCCCCCGCUGCCCGCACAGUUUAAGAGCAUACAGCAUCAUCUGAGGACGGCUCAGGAGCAUGACAAGCGGGACCCUGUGGUGGCUUAUUACUGUCGUUUAUACGCAAUGCAGACUGGAAUGAAGAUCGAUAGUAAAACUCCUGAAUGUCGCAAAUUUUUAUCAAAGUUAAUGGAUCAGUUAGAAGCUCUAAAGAAGCAGUUGGGUGAUAAUGAAGCUAUUACUCAAGAAAUAGUGGGUUGUGCCCAUUUGGAGAAUUAUGCUUUGAAAAUGUUUUUGUAUGCAGACAAUGAAGAUCGUGCUGGGCGAUUUCACAAAAACAUGAUCAAGUCCUUCUAUACUGCAAGUCUUUUGAUAGAUGUCAUAACAGUAUUUGGAGAACUCACUGAUGAAAAUGUGAAACACAGGAAGUAUGCCAGAUGGAAGGCAACAUACAUCCAUAAUUGUUUAAAGAAUGGGGAGACUCCUCAAGCAGGCCCUGUUGGAAUUGAAGAAGAUAAUGAUGUUGAAGAAAAUGAAGAUGCUGGAGCAGCCUCUCUGCCCACUCAGCCAACUCAGCCAUCAUCAUCUUCAACUUAUGACCCAAGCAACAUGCCAUCAGGCAACUAUACUGGAAUACAGAUUCCUCCGGGUGCACACGCUCCAGCUAAUACACCAGCAGAAGUGCCUCACAGCACAGGUGUAGCAAGUAAUACUAUCCAACCUACUCCACAGACUAUACCUGCCAUUGAUCCCGCACUUUUCAAUACAAUUUCCCAGGGGGAUAUUCGUCUAACCCCAGAGGACUUUGCUAGAGCUCAGAAGUACUGCAAAUAUGCUGGCAGUGCUCUGCAGUAUGAAGAUGUAAGCACUGCUGUACAGAAUCUACAAAAGGCGCUCAAGUUACUGACGACAGGCAGAGAAUGAAGCCUUUGUAUAACAGACCCAUGUAUUUUUGGCAUGAGGAACUAACAGUCCAUUACUCUAUCUUCAGCCUAUCAGGAUCACAGUUUUAAGGAAGACUUGGUUUCAUUUAAUAUGACAAUGAAAUCUGUGUGUAUCAGAUUUUUAUUGAAGCAUUCAUCAGCAGCCUCAACCAGUUUUCGUUGUCCAUUUAGUAGAUUCAGUCAUCUCUGAGUAUAUAGGGCUGAUCUCAGCAAGACCCUAAAAAUUCUCAUUGAACCCCGCUUCAACAAAUGAAAACACAUCUAUAAAAUAUAUACUGGGAAUAACCUUUGUAUUUACAUACAUUAGGGGAAUUUUUUAAAAUCUGUAAUGUUUGGACAAACAUGAUAUUACUUUGCUAUAAAAUUAUAAAUGUAACUUUUAAUAAAGAUUGCCAGAAUAUUCUAAAUUAGAAAUUAUGUUUUUGUUUCCCUCAAGACAUAAAACAAAUAUGAACAUUCUAAACUGGUGGAUUAAUCUGAAAAGACAUUCAGUUCAAAUUUUAAUUUAUUCUCAUGUUAAAUAUAACUCCAUUAAAAGUUUAAUAUUUCAUGGGAGAAAAUACGAUAAGGUAAAGAGGUAGAAACACUUUCAGACUUAAGAAUAAUGUUGAUUCCCCAACUGCUUUACCUUAUUUAUUAAAGCAUAAGAUGAAUUGGUAUUUGCUUCAUAGGCAGUUUGACUGCAUGUAUUAGAGAAUGAAAAGAAGGUAUUUGCCUGGAAACUUGGUGCUCUAAAUUAAGGUACUCCUCUGCUGCUGUAGAAUGGAUUCCACACAGUGGAUAGCUAUGGAUGAUUCAGAAUAUUAUGUUUAGAUUCCCAUUUGUUAAGUUUGUAAGUUUUGUGGGGAAUUAUGAACUUGCUGUGUACCACCUGCAUUUGUACUGUGUGAAAAAUAAAUACAAGGAUUCGUUUAGCUAAUUCAACUUACUACAAAGACAAAUGUCUGUUUUUAUUUGCCUGCUAGAAUUGUCUUUUUUUAAAGUCAUUUUUAUUUAUAGGAAUAUGGGUGUUUCUAUAGGAAGAAACAGGUUUUUUUUUUUUGUUGCUGUUUUUAAAGAUAAAUUUGACAAAGUUACCUGAAAUUUAUCUGGUCCAUUUUAUUCAUGCUACUAAGAUGGAAAUCUUUAAACACAAGGGUGAGCAAGCUUUGGCUCGUGGAUUGGCCACCUGUUAAUGUAAAUAAAGUUUCUUUGAAACAAGCCUAUACUCGUUCAUUUAUGUUUUGUCUGUGGUUGCUUCACAACUGCAGAGUUGUAUGGCUUGCAAAUCUGAAAACAUUUACUGUUUGGCCCUCUAAGAAAAAGUUAGACACCUAGUCUAAUGGCCUGUUUGGGAAAAAAACGCAUCACUAACUCAUAAUCAUUUAUAUCCAUUAUUUUCUGCAUAAAUGUAAUGCUAUUGUACAAGGUUUGGUAGAAUAAAUAUUCAGACUGACUAUUCUAAAUUAUCGCAAAAAUAUCCCCAAAAAACAUGCCUCCUAAAAAACAUUUUCCUAUCUUUUACAAGAUGUAUGAACAUUUGUAGGGUUCCACAUUUGCAUCUAGAAAUCCAGUGCUCUUCAGAAUGUUACUAGAUCGCCAGGAUGACCUUUAGUGUUAUAUGAUGUUCAGCAAAUUUUAAUUUAAACCUUGGUAUGUCUGUACACUAAAAAGUAAACCCAUCACCUCCCAUUUCAUACCAUACCUUUUGGUUCCCAGUUGGGAGAGCACGUGGAGGGAAGGAGAUGAUAUAGAAACUAUGGAGUCCGCUGAUAGUGGGCUGCAUGGUGUGACAGAGCCCUUCUCUGUGAAAUAGAAAUGACACCACUAGCCAUCUCAAUAGUCAUGAGAAUUAAAAGAAAUACAGUACCCGAAGUGCUUAGCACCUUGGUAGCAUUUCAUAAAUGUUUAGUGUCAAUACUAAUGCUCUAGUAAUGUAAAUUGUUAAUUUAUUUCCCAAGUAUCAGGAAAUCCCAGUUGUCUAUGUGGCCCAGUGCUUAAAAAUGCCUUCUUGCAUGAGGGGAUUGAACUAUACAAUGUUUGUUAACUUUGUAUUUGUAUUUUUUCCUAUAAAAUGUUACAGUAAAAUUAGGAGAUGUGUUCUGAUGUAACAAUAGGAUGAGCAAUUUUCAUUUAUUCCUUCAAUAUAUAUUUACUGAAUAGCUA